CGCUGGCCCAGCUCACUGCAUACCAUGGUGUUUCUAACGAUCGCGCUGCUGGGCGUGGCACUGGCCCUGCUAUACAGCUUCUACCAGAAUACGUACAACUACUGGGAGCGUCUGGGUGUUCCCUACGAACGGCCCCUGCCUAUAAUUGGCAACAUGAAAGGCAUCGGCUCAAAGCUUCAUUUCCGUGAUAUACAUCAGAGAUUCUACGAUCGAUUCAAGGGCAAAACACCGUUUGCCGGCUUCUACAUGUUCUUCAAGAGAGUCGCUUUCAUAAUGGACCUCGAUCUGAUCAAGCAGCUGUUGAUCAAGGACUUUACCACGUUUCAGGAUCGCGGCGUAUUCAACAAUGUGCGCGAUGAGCCGCUAACCGGACAUCUCUUUACACUCGAGGGCGACGAGUGGCGCUCCAUGAGGCACAAGCUGACGCCCGUCUUCACCUCCGGCAAGAUGAAGCACAUGUUUGGCGUAAUAGUCGAUGUGGGCCGUCGUCUGGCCGACACAAUGGACAAGGAGGUGACCGCUGCAAUCGCCGAUGCAGAGAUCAAGGAGCUCUGCGCUCGCUUCACCACGGAUGUCAUUGGCACCUGCGCCUUUGGGCUCGAGUGCAACAGCUUGGCCGAUCCGUAUGCCGAGUUCCGUGCUAAGGGCCGCAUGCUCUUCGAGAAGCCGCGGCACAUACAGGUGGUGCAGUCCUUCAUAUUCACAAAUCCGAAGCUUUCGAAAAAGAUGCGUUUGAAAGUGCUGCCCGAUGACAUGGCGAACUUCUUCAUGAAUGCCGUGCGAACGACUGUCGAUCAUCGAGUCAAGAAUGGCAUAAAGCGCAACGAUUUCCUCGAUCAACUAAUCGAGCUGCGCGCCGAGAAUGAGGAGGCAGCACGUCAAGGCAAAGGCAUUGAUCUAUCUCAUGGUCUGACCAUUGAGCAAAUGGCCGCUCAGGCUUUCGUCUUCUUCGUGGCAGGGUUCGAGACCUCGUCGAGCACCAUGGCCUUCUGUCUCUACGAAUUGGCCCUGCAGCAGGAUAUACAGACACGCCUGAGAGAGGAGAUCGAAACGGUGCUCCAAGCCCAAUCUAAUGGAGAGCUCACCUACGAGGCCAUUGGGCAGAUGAGCUAUUUGGAACAAGUGCUUGCUGAGACACUGCGUAAGCAUCCCAUUCUGUCCCAUCUGAUGCGACUGGCGAACAAGGAUUAUCCAGUGCCUGGCACAAACCUCGUCAUUGAGCAGGGCACCUCCAUAGUCAUUCCUGUGCAUAGUAUACACAAUGACCCUGAGAUUUAUCCCGAUCCCGAACGCUUUGAUCCCGCGCGAUUCGAACCAGAAGCCAUCCAGGCACGACAUCAAUUUGCUUAUCUGCCCUUUGGCGAUGGACCCCGCAACUGCAUCGGCGAGCGCUUCGGCAAAAUGCAGGCUAAAGUUGGUCUAAUUUCCCUGCUGCGCCGCUUCAAGUUCGGUGUCUCCAAGCAAACUGAGAUACCACUGAUUUUCAACAAGCGUAACUUUACCCUGUCUACCCAAAAUGGCAUCAUCUUGAAGGUAGAGCGUAUUUGCGCAGCUUCAGAGAACAGACUCAGAUCAGUUGAAAGUGAAACGCGCGAUAUGUUGGAUGUGAUUGCUCUGCUCCUGGUCACACUUGCCUUGAGCUUCUGGUUUGUGCGCACCAGGCUCAGCUAUUGGGCGCGACGUCACAUCAGCCAUGUGCGGCCCACUUUUCCCAUGGGCAACCUGGAAGGCUAUCGCAAAACCAAGCACUUUAAAGAUAUUCUGACGCCGCUCUAUGAAAGCUUCAAGUCCACCGGGGCACCAUUUGCCGGUUUCUACUUUAUGCUGCGACCGGUGGUGCUGGUGCUGGAUCUGGAGCUGGCCAAGCAGGUGCUAAUCAGGGACUUUGCCAACUUUGAGGAUCGCGGCAUGUACCACAACGAACGCGAUGACCCACUCACAGGGCAUCUCUUUCGCAUCGAUGGACCCAAGUGGCGACCGCUGCGUCAGAAGAUGUCGUCCACCUUCAGCUCCGGCAAGAUGAAGUUCAUGUUUCCCACUGUCUGCGCCGUGGGCGAGCAGCUGGCUCAGGUCUGCGCCGAGCUGGCAAGCAAUUCCAUAUGCGGCAUUCUCGAGAUCAACGAACUGAUGGCCAGGUACACUUCAGAUGUGAUUGGAAGCUGUGUGUUUGGCCUGGAGUGCAAUGGACUGCGCAAUCCGGAGGCCGAGUUCGCCGUCAUGGGACGACGCGCCUUUACGGAACGGCGUCACAACAAGCUCAUCGACGGAUUCAUCGAAAGCUUUCCAAAGCUGGCACGGCGACUGCGUCUCUGCCAGAUACACCAGGACAUCACCGACUUCUACAUGCGCAUCGUCAGGGACACGGUCAAGGAGCGCGAGUCCAAGGGCAUCGUGCGCAACGACUUCAUGAAUCUGCUGAUCGAAAUGAAGCAACGCGGGGAGCUCACGCUGCCAGAGAUGGCUGCUCAGUCGUUCAUCUUCUUUGCCGCCGGCUUCGAUACCUCCGCCUCGACCUUGGCCUUCGCCUUGUACGAGCUGGCCAAGCAGCCGCAGAUCCAGCUGAAGCUAAGACAAGAAAUCGAGCUGGCACUGGAGGCGCACGGCGGACAAUUCACCUACGAGUGCAUGCAGGAGCUGCGCUACAUGGAACUGGUUAUAGCAGAGACGCUACGCAAGUAUCCCACACUGCCUCACCUCUCGCGCGUCUCGCGCAAAUAUUAUGCGGCCAAGGGCAAUCGACACUUUUACAUAGAGCCCGGCCAGAUGCUCUUCAUACCCGUCUAUGGCAUACAUCACGAUCCAGCCCUAUAUCCCGAGCCGCACAAAUUUAUACCGGAACGCUUUCUGGCCGACCAGAUGGCCCAGCGACCCACCGCCUCCUGGCUGCCCUUCGGCGACGGACCGCGCAACUGCAUCGGCAUGCGUUUCGGCAAGAUGCAGACGAGCAUUGCCCUGUUCUAUCUGCUAAGACGUCUGCUUAGAAGUCUGAAGAUGUCGAUAGUUAUAGCGCUGCUUGGUAUCAUAAUAACGCUGCUUUACUAUGCAGCUCGGCAUAGGUACAACUACUGGAAUCGCCGCGGCAUUCCGCACGAUGUGCCCAAGUUACCGAAAGGCAACCUAAUCGGUUGGCAGAGCAAGCGACAGUUGGGCGUUAUCUUCGGGGACUACUAUCAGAAAUACAAGAACCGAAAUGUGCCCUUUGCGGGCUUCUAUUUCUUCUUCACAAAGACCGUCAUUGUCACCGACAUGGAGCUGGUGAAGCGUGUCUUGAUAAAGGACUUCAAUAACUUCGAGAAUCGCGGCAUCUUCUACAACGAAGUGGACGAUCCGCUGUCGGCGACGCUGUUCAGCAUUGAGGGUCACAAGUGGCGCCAGCUGCGGCACAAGCUAACGCCCACCUUCACCUCGGGCAAGAUGAAGCACAUGCUGCCCCUCGUUUUGAAGGUGGCUGAGGAGAUGGCCAAGAUUUUCAAGGAAAAGGUGUCCGAACCGCAGGUUUUGGAGGUCACCGACCUAGUGGGACGCUACACUGCCGAUGUCAUCGGCAACUGCGCCUUUGGCCUCGACUGCAACAGCCAGCGCAAUCCCGAUGCGGACUUCGUCAACAUGGGCAAACGAGCCGUGACGGAGCGUCGGUAUCGCGGUCUGCUUGACUUCUUCAUCUUUGGCUUUCCCCGGCUGGCGCGUCGCAUGCAUCUGAAGAUAACCAUUCAAGAGGUUGAGGAUUUCUAUAUGCGCAUCGUGCGCGACACCAUCAACUAUCGCCUGAAGACCAAGGAGAAACGCCACGAUUUCAUGGACAUGCUUAUCGAAAUGUAUCAGAAGCAGCAGGAGGGCAACGCCGAAGAGGGUCUGACCUUUGAGGAGCUGGCCGCCCAGGCAUUCAUAUUCUUUGUGGCCGGCUUCGAGACCAGCUCCACAACCAUGGGCUUUGCCCUCUAUGAGCUGGCCCAGCAUCAGGACAUACAGGACAAGCUGAGAGCGGAGAUCAACGAGGUGCUGAGCAAGCACAACAACGAAUACACCUACGAUAAUGUGAAGCAAAUGAGUUAUCUUCAACAGGUUGUCAUGGAAACUCUGCGAAAGUAUCCCGUGCUGCCCCAUCUCACCCGUAGGACCAUCUCUGACUAUUCGCCAGGAGACCCCAAACAUUAUAUUGAAAAGGGCACCGUAGUUGUGAUACCCGCCCUGGGCAUACACUAUGAUGCCGACAUCUAUCCGGAGCCACAAAAGUUCAAGCCCGAACGCUUCACGGAGGAGGAGAUAACCGCGCGACCAGCCUGCAGCUGGCUGCCCUUUGGCGAAGGACCUCGCAAUUGCAUUGGCUCACGCUUUGGCCUUAUGCAAACUGCCGUUGGCUUGGCCCAUCUGAUCAGAGACUUCAAGUUCAGUGUGUCGCCGCAGACCCAAAUACCCAUGAAGUGGGUCUCCAAAAAUAUACUCUUAUCAUCUGAGAACGGCAUUUACCUAAAUGUCGAAAAGGUGUCCAAAUAACAACUGCUAAAUAUUAAAAGCUCUGUUAUAUCUCUAACAGCACUGUUACAGUGUUAACAGAAAUGUUAACACCCAUUAGACACUUGAUCUAUUCCAAUCUAAUCUUCCAGCACGUAACUAGUAUUGAUAAGCCAAGCAGCUAUCGAUUGAUUGAAGCCUCGUACUCUUUCCGUCAUAAUACGCAGUCUGUCGCCUAGAAUGAAGACAUUUAUAUUAACAAAGUUGGUUUUUUCGUUGUACUUAUAAAUUAUUUAUAGUGUAUCAAUAAAAACUGAAAUUGCUUAAGUUAGGUCAAAAGU
Molecule: messenger RNA, 4793 nt
Organism: Drosophila hydei
Lineage: Eukaryota; Metazoa; Arthropoda; Insecta; Diptera; Drosophilidae
Exons: 6
Coding region: 25-4494 (1489 amino acids)
Molecular function (GO): iron ion binding; monooxygenase activity; oxidoreductase activity, acting on paired donors, with incorporation or reduction of molecular oxygen
Source: RefSeq, a predicted model, not a curated record